AGUUUACUCAUCAGCACUGAGAGGAAACACACACAUUUGAGAGGAAAGAGAUUUGAUUGACUCUGAACUUAAAGAGAUUCACACCUGAAGGUUCAUUCUCCACCUGUGAAAUAUCACACUGAGAACACCUGACAACAUGUCUGCAGACACCGUCAACACACCUGAGUUUCACCCAGGUGACACUCUGCACAGCAGCUCAGCUGUUUACUCCAUCAUGGAUUUCAUUGGUGAAGAGGUCUUUGGCAAAGUGGCCAAGUGUUGGAGACUGGACACCAAAAAGAUCGUGGUAAUCAAGAUCCUGAAGGAUGACCCUGCUUUGCUCCAGGACUCUGAGACUGAGGAGUCCAUCUUAAAGUAUGUAUCAGUCCUGAAUGCAGACAGCCAUAACCUAGUGAGGUUCUUUGAGAAGUUCCAGUUCAUGGGACAGAUGUGUUUAGUAUUCGAGAUGCUGGACAUGAAUCUGUUUGACUUGCUCAAGGAAACAGACUGGAAGCCUCUUUCUCUGCCAGCCAUCCGGCCUAUCGCACAGCAGCUGCUGGUCGCGCUGGCUGCCCUGAAGGGUCUGAAUAUCCUUCACAUGGAUAUCAAGCCGGACAAUGUGACGCUUGUUCACACAGACCUGCCCGUCAGGGUCAGACUAAUUGACUUCGGUUCAGCCAUUACAGCUGACCAGGUCCAGCGUGGACUUGUAGUCCAGUCUAUUGGAUAUAGGGCUCCAGAGAUCUCCCUCGGUCUUCCCUACACUGAGGCGAUCGAUGUAUGGGGGGUCGGCUGCAUCCUGGCCUGCCUCUUCCUUUCAGACAACCUCUUCCCUGUGCAUUGUGAAUACCUGAUGAUGAAGUACAUUGUGGAGAUUCUGGGUCAACCAGAGGACCAGCUGCUCCAAGCUGGGAUGUACACCCAGUGCUUCUUCAUUGAGGAGGAGGCAGCAGCUAAAGGGUCAUCAUGGAGGUUUAUGACACCUGAAGAAUUCACUGUAGCUAAUAACGUACAGCCAGAGGAGCCGGUCGAACACCCCAACCUCCCGAGCUCUCUGAAUGCCCUGGUUCAUAUGUUUCCACCAGAGAGUCACGCUGAGCUGAGAGACAGGGUGCUUUUUGUGGAUCUGCUGAAAGGUCUGCUGCAUCUGGACGGGGAUCAGAGGAUGACUGCCAGUCAGGGUCUGCAGCACCCGUUUAUAACCAUGUCUCACCUGGACUCUGGAUCAGACUAUCUGAUCAACUCCAGAGACAUGAUGGGCAUUAGCCAAAAACCAGACCAGGAGUCAGGCUCUGGCUCCUCCGGUCUUUUUCCUGGAUCCGCUAACGAUGAUCAACCCUCUUCGUCAUUGGCUGGAGACACAGACUUGGUGGCUGAAGACGAUAGUAAUUCUACAGGAUCAUCAAAUGGAGUAUCUGCCAUCCCCUCCUAUGAAGCCGGUUUAGUGACUGUUGGUUCAUUUGAUGGAGGUCUAUCUUCGCCUCCUGGUGAUGAAGAUGAAGCUGACCUGUCUCCUGAAUAUGAAGCUGACCUGUCUCCUGAAGAUGAAGCUGACCUGUCUCCUGAAUAUGAAGCUGACCUGUCUUCUGAAGAUGAAGCUGACCUGUCUUCUGAAGGUGAAGCUGACCUGUCUUCUGAAGAUGAAGCUGACCUGUCUUCUGAAGAUGAAGCUGACCUGUCUCCUGAAGAUGAAGCUGACCUGUCUCCUGAAGAUGAAGCUGACCUGUCUUCUGAAGGUGAAGCUGACCUGUCUCCUGAAGAUGAAGCUGACCUGUCUCCUGAAGAUGAAGCUGACCUGUCUCCUGAAAAUGAAGCUGACCUGUCUCCUGAAGAUGAAGCUGACCUGUCUCCUGAAGAUGAAGCUGACCUGUCUCCUGAAGAUGAAGCUGACCUGUCUCCUGAAGAUGAAGCUGACCUGUCUCCUGAAAAUGAAGCUGACCUGUCUCCUGAAGAUGAAGCUGACCUGUCUCCUGAAGGAGCAGCUCAAACAGACUCCUCUGCUUCAGUCUCAGCUUCGCCUGGAUGCAUGAAAAAAAUGAGGAAGAGGUUACGCAGAUUUUUCCGACGUGUGGCAGCUUCUCUGUGUUGUGGCUGCCAAACUGAGGAGUGAUCAUCGUCUGAUCUACUGAUUUAAAAAAUGUGUUAAGUUUUAUUUGUGUUUACUCUGCUUCAUUUUAAAUAAAAAGUGCUGACUUGAA
Messenger RNA from Notolabrus celidotus (New Zealand spotty), 2177 nucleotides. Its product is annotated as homeodomain-interacting protein kinase 1-like. Gene Ontology annotation, molecular function: protein serine/threonine kinase activity; ATP binding; protein tyrosine kinase activity. Gene Ontology annotation, cellular component: cytoplasm; nucleus. NCBI's taxonomy places the organism in Eukaryota, Metazoa, Chordata, Actinopteri, Labriformes, Labridae. The record is from RefSeq and is a predicted model, not a curated record. The transcript has 9 exons. The coding region runs from base 137 to 2089 and encodes 650 amino acids. Gene Ontology annotation, biological process: peptidyl-threonine phosphorylation; peptidyl-serine phosphorylation.